AAGAUGACUUUCACUGACACUGAGAAGGCUGCAAUUGUGUCCAUCUUGGGCAAAGUCUCCGGAAAUGUGAGCGCUCUCGGUGCUGAAGCUUUGGAAAGGCUGUUCCUGGGCUUCCCUCAGACCAAGACUUACUUCAGCCACUUUGACCUGAGCCAUGGAUCUACUGAUCUCCAGACACAUGGAGGCAAGGUCUUGGGUGCUCUUGCAGAGGCUGGCAAACAUCUGGACAACUUGGAGGGAUCCUUGUCCAAACUGAGCGACCUGCAUGCCUAUAACCUGAGAGUGGACCCCGGAAACUUCAAACUGCUGUCUCACUCCAUCCUGGUCGUCCUGGCAUCUCACUUCUCCGCUGACUUUGACGCCACCACCCAUGCUGCUUUUGACAAGUUCCUUGCAGUAGUGUCUCAUGUUCUCACCUCCAAAUACAGAUAA
Messenger RNA from Bufo gargarizans (Asiatic toad), 432 nucleotides. RefSeq names its product hemoglobin subunit alpha-4-like. The record is from RefSeq and is a predicted model, not a curated record. Lineage: Eukaryota; Metazoa; Chordata; Amphibia; Anura; Bufonidae. Gene Ontology annotation, molecular function: heme binding; oxygen carrier activity; oxygen binding. The transcript is spliced from 3 exons. Gene Ontology annotation, biological process: oxygen transport; hydrogen peroxide catabolic process. Bases 4 to 432 code for a protein of 142 amino acids. Gene Ontology annotation, cellular component: haptoglobin-hemoglobin complex; hemoglobin complex; blood microparticle.